Cladocopium goreaui is the source of this 4005-nucleotide messenger RNA. The record is from the annotation of a GenBank genome assembly. Lineage: Eukaryota; Dinophyceae; Suessiales; Symbiodiniaceae.
AUGAUUCGCUCUCCUGUGAGUCUUGAGACUGCUGCUCUUACUGGUGGGGUUUGCGUGGCCGUGCUUGUGUGGCUUCGGCAAAGGCCCUCAUCUUACCCUGGAGAUGCCAUCCCUAAAUCCAAACGGCUGAAAAGAGAGCCGAAGUUCAAGGAGAAAUCACAGAGAGUGGAGAAAGGCUGGCAGCCAUGCACCGAAGGUCAAUCUGAAGUUUUGCCUCACCCAGUUUCUGGCCAACAAAUCUGGGUAUACACCUCUGGCAAGGCUUGUCCGGACGUGCCGGAGUUUCAUCCAGCUGAGAACCCAAACAGUGCCGAUAUCAUCUUCAGAAAUGCCAAGUUGCAAGCAUGGAAGGGUUCUACGCCAAAGGAUCAUGCUCCAGGUGAUUGUUUGUCUGCAGUCCGGAAGGGCUUCAGCUUCUAUCAAAUGCUUCAAUGCGAUGAUGGUCAAUGGGCUGGCGAUUAUGGAGGUCCCCAUUUUCUGCUACCUGGCUUUGUGAUUUCCGCCUACAUCACAGGCAACAUGGACAAGAUCUUCCCAGAGUCACAUCGUAAGGCAAUUCAGGCCUACCUGUUGAAUCAUCAGCAAGUGGAUGGUGGCUGGGGAACUCACAUUGAGUCUCCAAGUACUAUGUUCGGGACGGUGCUCAACUACGUGGCUUUGAGACUGGUAGGAGUGGACGCCAAGACUUUGGAAUGUGAGAAGGGACGGGAGUUCAUGCGUCAGCAUGGGGGAGCUCUGUAUGCUCCGUCAUGGGCCAAAUUCUGGUUGGCCGUGCUGGGGGUCUAUGAAUGGAAAGGUAUAGCACCAGUGCCCCCAGAGAUGUGGCUUCUGCCCAGUUGGUUCCCAUUGCACCCUGGAAGGUUUUGGUGCCACUGCCGCAUGGUGUACCUGCCGAUGUGCUGGUUGUAUGCACGCAGAUUCACCUACAAAGCUGCAGACGACCCAGUGACUUCAGCACUCCGAUGCGAGCUGUUCCCAGAUCAGACAUAUGCCCAAAUUGAUUGGAGGCGACAUGUCCACAGCGUGGCCGUCAUUGACAACUACAGUCCCAUCCAUCCAUUUAUGCGCUGGCUCCAGGAGGCUCUUCUGGUCUAUGAGCGUUUUGGCCCUUGGAAAUGGUUGAGAAAGAUCAGUAGUGACUUUGCCCUCGAAUACAUCAACUCUGAGGAUUUGGAGACCAACUUCUUGACGAUCGGCCCGGUCAGUAAGGCCCUUCACUUGCUGGUGAGCUGGGUCGAAGCUGGUGGUGAUGCGAAUGCUUCUGAGAGCCGCUCCUUCAAGGCGCAUGUGCAACGAGUUCCAGCAUACCUUUGGGUAGCUGAGGACGGAAUGAAGGUUCAGGGUUACAAUGGCUCUAUGGCAUGGGACACAUCCUUUGCCAUGCAAGCAGCUGUGGACUCUGAUUUGGUGUCGGAGUUCAAGGCCUGGAGUUGGCUCGUGAAGGAACAGGUCCGCAGUUUGCCGUAUGGCGAUUGGAAGCACUGGCGGCAACCCAUUCAAGGUGGCUGGGGCUUCAGUACAGCAGAGCAGGCAUGGCCUGUAUCCGACACCACAGCUGAAGCCUUCAAGGCUGUGCUAUUGCUUCGCAAGCAGUCAUGCAUGAAGGGAGAGAGUGGGCAAAUGCCAGAUCAGCACCUGUUCGACACGGUUCGGUUCUUGCUGUCCUAUCAAAACGGUGAUGGUGGCUGGGCAACCUACGAGAACAAUCGUGGAUGGAGUUGGUACGAACUCAUGAAUCCUUCCGAGGUCUUUGGAGCCAUCAUGAUCGACUAUUCCUAUGUGGAAUGCUCUUCCUCUGCCAUGCAGGCCUUGAUGCUGUUCACCGAGCAGUUCCCACAGCACCGAGCUGGCGAGAUUGCGCGAGCGGUUCAACGUGGCGCACGCUUCAUUGAAGCCAUGCAGCGAAACGAUGGCAGCUGGUAUGGAUGCUGGGGCAACUGUUUUACCUAUGGCUGUUGGUUUGGCAUCGAAGGCCUACUGUGUGCCGGGCGGCCAAGAUCAUGUGCGGCCAUCCAGAAGUGCGUCAAGUUCUUGCUUGGAAAGCAAAACGCCGAUGGUGGUUGGGGUGAAGAUUUCUCCAGCUGCUUUGACAGGGAGUACGCAGCCAGGGAUAAGCUCUACGGAUGCGAUUCGGGAAGCACCGUUGUGCAAACUUCUUGGGCUUUGUUGGCGCUCAUGGCAGCCAAGUGUGAGGAUUCAGACGCGAUUCAGCGCGGCAUUGGUCUGCUUUGGCGACGCCAGCUACCAACAGGGGACUGGCCUCAGGAGAACAUCGCCGGGGUGUCCGGGAGCCAAGUGGCCUUGUUGAGCGACAGAGUUAGCGCAGAUUUCGGGAUUCCGAACUCCCGAAAACUGCUGGCCGGAAGCAUCGCUGCUUGGGUUUGCAGGUAUCACCAGCGGGUCUCAAGACAUGCGAAGUGUUCGAUUGCAUUGUUUGCAGUAAAGACUGCUACAAUGGCACCGCCGGUUACAUUGUCAACCACAACCCUCAAGCUAUUGGCAGCUGAAGAGUUGCAAAAGUUAAAGCUAGAGAUGCAGGCCACACCUUUGAGUUGGGCAACAGGGAAUGAUUGCCUUGCUCAAGUGCAGCGCCAUUUGCAGACCCUCCUAUGGAUUGCCCAGACCUAUCGUCAAAUCCAAAAGCAGUUUCCUUCCAACCUGGACGAGGUGGAUGCCGAAAAGAUCCGCAACGUCUUGAACUGGCUUGUAAACCAAUGCAAGGUGUCCAUCCAAGAGGCCAGAGUCGCACUUGGAAGGACAGCAGAAGAUUUCAUUGCAACGCCGAAGUACUACUACUCGGAGUUGCGAUCGCGGCGGAAGUGCCUUCAUCCUGCUCAAGAUCAGGCUUUUGAGAAGGAAGAACUGCUUCGUUUUCUAUGUACAGAGGUUUUGGCUUUCCUUCGUAUGGAGGAGCGCUUGCACGUCCUUGCACAGACUGCUGGUGAUCCAGUGCCCGGAUACUGGCAGAAAUGUUGUGAGUGGGCGCACAAAAAUGCAGUGGAGUUGACAUCUGCUUUGAUCGGGGCAUAUGCGCUUCCACAGGUGACGGGUGAGUUGCAGGAGUGCUCCAAGGAAGAGACGCAAGUCUGGCAUGAUAUGAUUGAUGGUUCCAAGGGCCGCGUGCGCUUUGGCUCCUCCAGUUCUGCCUCACGAACGGAUCAAACUGAGGUGAAGGCGAGGGAAGAGAGGCAUGAUGGGUGCUGUAAGGCAUGUGCGGCAAAGCCCGUGUUUGUGGUGUCAGACUGCACUGGUGAAUCAGCUGAACGAACUGUUAGGAGCGCACUGGGGCAGUUUGGUCACUGCUUUGAGAGAAGCUGUCAAGCAGAUCUUACCACUUUUCGCUUCGCAACGUCGAGCAUGAUGGAGGACAUCGCGCGACAAGCACGUGAGCGGAAUGCUUUUGUGGUCUACACGCUAGUAGACCCCGUGGCCAAUUCCUUACUAGCAAAGUAUUGCGAGGAGCUGGAAGUUGAAAGCCAUGACCUAUGGAGCCCUUUAUUGGAGAAGAUGGAAGGUUAUUUCGACACCAACCGCCUUGGUGUGCCAGGUCGUCGACAAUAUGCAGAUGAGAGUUACAUGAGUAUGAUCGACUGCAUUGAGUACAGCCGACUCUUUGAUGAUGGGGUACAUCCUCAGCGUUGGGCAGAGGCAGAUUUCAUGAUCGUCGGGCCAUCUCGCAGUGGUAAAACACCACUGUCCUUUUUCAUGGCACAGCGCGGAUACAAGGUGGCCAACUAUCCACUGGUGACUGGUGAAACUCCUCCUGAUGAACUCUGGAAGUUUCCGCAGGAUCGUGUUUUUGCCUUGACGAUUGAACCCAAGAAGCUCGCGGGCAUCCGCAGUAUUCGGAUGAAAUCUCUGAAGAUGAGCCCAAAGUCCACCUACGGCAGCCUUGGUGCUAUUCGGGAAGAGGUGAAUUGGUGUACAAAGCUUUACAGGUGCAGCGCUGUCAGCACUUUCCUGAUCCCUCCAAAGAUGUGGUCGGCUGUGAACCAUGGCGCAUGA